This is a messenger RNA of Aspergillus saccharolyticus JOP 1030-1, 4692 nucleotides long. Its product is annotated as C2 domain protein. The transcript has 5 exons. Bases 407 to 4477 code for a protein of 1356 amino acids. NCBI's taxonomy places the organism in Eukaryota, Fungi, Ascomycota, Eurotiomycetes, Eurotiales, Aspergillaceae. The record is from RefSeq and is a predicted model, not a curated record.
CACCUGUGAACCACCGCAACAAUAACACACCACUUCUUCCUCUCCCUCUCCAACACCCCAAAGCCUUUCCUUACCUUUCUUUCUUUGUAGCCGCUCGACCUCUAAUUAUCUCAGUUUGUUGCCCUUGCCUCUCAUAAAGCAAAUAGUGUCUCGUUACCAGGUUCCUCUGUUACUGAAUCUACGCCUCAGGAGAAUUCACCGGAAAGUCACCCUUGCGAGGCAGCAAUCAUCUCCACUACCACUCCUUACUCUCAGGGCCAUACUGCUGCUGGUUUGAUUGCAGAGCUAUUCAAUCCCAUGCCCUCUUCUACUCAAUCCUCAGAGACUGCAGUAUCUAUUUUGAGCACCUUUAGGAUAAAAAGGAGUUAUCUACCGACCGCGAGCAACGACACCGCCUGUCCUUCCCAUGUCAACAGCAUCUACCCAGUCCCGAGGGCUCAACCGACGGAUCAACAGCAUUCAGAAUGAAGCUCGCCACUCGCGUACAUCUUCGGGGUCUCGCAGGAGACCUGUGAACUCCUCCACAGCCUACACAUAUGCGCUUCGGGUCGCUUACUUGGCCUAUCUUCUCCAACCACGGUUGCGCAGAGUCCAAACUGCUCCAGCCCCGCAACGGCCGAAGAGAGCUUCAACCUCCUUCCACGACUUGAUGAGCGAUUUCUCGCUCGUGCGAGAUUCGAAGAGCACUCGCAUCCCACAUGGAUUCAUCUCGGAGUUGGAGAAAAGGCUGACUGGGGUCUUGAUUGGAAAAGAGAAGCGGAAAGAGUACCAAGAUCCGCUGGUCGUGAGGACCUUUGCUGCUUUUCUCAAUACCCUGAAGGACCAGUCAUUCAAGAAGCGUAUGGAAAAGGAUCGGCGGGCCGAAGACCUUGUCCUCAUCUUCUAUUCAAACGCGACCAAGGAAUUGAGCAAAGGAAAGGAACCCGAUGAUGAUCACUGGAGAUUCAUGGUGGACAGACACGUGGCUCUAUUUGUCCGUUUGUUUGCACUUAUUCUAAAGGACCACGACUGGGCCAAAGAACGGCCCGAACUGGCCAAUCGACUGUCGGUUCUAGAGAACAAACUGCUGUCUCAGGAUCAGGAUCUUGUGCAAACAAAUGGCACCUCCAGCGUAGAAGUUAUAGCCCCGUUAAGCUACGAUAUCAAGGACAUGACUCUCGUGCAGCAUGUUGCAAAAAUCUUCGAUGUGAGCCAGAGCCAGGCGCAAGCCGAUAUCAAUAAUAAUCGAGCGGUCUGGACGGGACAGGCUGCCCUGCGAGAUUUGAAGACCUACCAAGCUCAUCUAACUUUGAAAACUCGAAAAACAUUGUCCCGGGAAGACUUCGAGAAUGAAGAAGCAUACGAGCUGUGGAAGAAGAAUGAAGGUCCGGAUCUAUCCCAGAUGAUGCUUGCUAUUGUGCAAUCAAAUCCAGAAUUUGCCAAGAGCGCCCCAGGAGAUGCCCUUCCACAAUUCAGUCCGAGCGCUACGGAUCGGGAUUCAAUUGGAGAGCUUUCGAGAACAAUUUCUGAACGACCAUCAUCAUAUAUUUUAGAUCAGCCUGUGGAUCUGAGCUCAUUGUCUCUGGCAGACGAUGGUCUGAACGGAGCCGAAGAAUCUGAUACAUAUACAUAUAUACCUCAGGAUCCCCGGUCAAUGUACCGGUUCAUACUAGCUCAAACCCUUGGUCACGACCUGAGGGACCGCGAACUUGAGGCCUCCCAGGCUACAUCGGAAGCAUCUCUCAUGAAGUUGUUGUCUAAGCAAUCAACCGAGCUUUUGAAUGAGAUUUGUCUUCGUUGGCGUGUUCCUGCCGUUUCACGGAUGGUCCUCUUUCUGGAUGUUGUGCGGUCGAAAUUUGUCGAUAAUGAGAUCGACCUUGACACGCUCGAUUUAGCAUUUACAUUUGUCAAGGAAGCGCCGAACUCAGAUGGCAGAAAGCGCAGCAGCUUCGUGGCUUCAGUCUUGUUUGACCGUAAGAAGUGGACCAUUCACGACCUUCUAUUGAUGCAGCAGAUACUAUCAUCCCUUCAUGAGGCGCUUCUGAGAGAACUCUAUGACGUGAUGAUGGACUGCUAUGAGACUAAACCACGCCCGAUCGGUCCGGUCAUGUUCAUAUUGGAAACUCACAUUCAGUUGGACCCCAGCUAUACCGAGGACUUGGAAGACAUCGAUCGCUUUCGCUCGUACGUGCAGGACGGGCUGGCGCAAAAAGCCUCUGAGAAAUAUCAAGAGCUUUUGGGUCAGCUUAUUCCGGUGCAGCCAGAAGAAUGGGAAAUAGACCAUGUGAUCCAGUUGUGCGAUGCCAUUACAAAACUUGCGCAGAAAAUUCGAAAGCGAUAUCGCAACAAUCCAGAAAUUAUGGGGGUUAAUCCUUAUCUUAUUCUACUCUCCAACGUACUCCCAAUAUUUGCGGAAGAUGCUCAUGAGAUGGUAGCCCGGAUAAUCGAAUUGGAGAAGGUGCGAGGGGAAGCGACUGACAUACAGGAUGGAUUUGAUCUCUACCGUAGACUGGCAGAUGUUCGUGGGCUUUUUGUCGAGGCAUUGCCUGACGUAUCAUUUCCGUUCCAUGUGGAGGGACUGAUGGAGAAUUUUGUCUGGCGGUGGAUUCGCCUGACAGAACAGAAGGUCAUGGACUGGGUGGAGCAGGCAGUGAAACAGGAUUCCUUCAACGUCCGAGUUGAUGGCUCGGCGGAUGAGAUACCUGAAGAAUACAGACACAGUGUGUCUGUGAUUGACAUUUUCCGGUCUUUCAAUCAGGUUGUGGAACAGAUGGUACAACUGGAAUGGGACGACGACUUGCAGUACGCCAAAUUUAUGACGGCUCUCUCCAAGUCGAUCGGCAGCGGUGUUGCAAGAUACUGCGAAUCUUUGGAGCAGAUGUUCGCGAGGGAAAUGGAUCGUCUUUCUCCAGAUCAAGAGGCCGCUAUGAACCAGACGGCUCAGGAGAAACUAAUGCAGCUUGCUAAAGAAGCAUGGACAAGUAAAGAGAAGAUUGAGCCCUUUCAAUUCUUCCCCGAGUCUUUAGUCAAACUCAACAAUAUUGAAUAUGCACUUUCUCAACUUGACAAGCUUGAACAGGAAAUCAAUGUGGACGGUUGUGCAGAAGUUAUAGCAAGACAUGCAGCACCUCAAUUACAAAAGAUUCGCAAGUCAACGACUUAUGUCUUCACCAUCAAGGUAGUGGAGGCGGAAGAUCUGAAAGCCUGUGACAUGAAUGGCGGUAGUGACCCUUACGUGGUGCUGGCUGAUGAGUAUCAGAAGCGCAUUGCGAAGACUCGCAUCAUUUAUAACAAUCUGAAUCCACGGUGGGAUGACGCGGUCGACAUCACAACGCAGGGUCCUCUAAACAUCAUUGCUACUAUCUGGGAUUGGGAUGCAGUGGGUGAUCACGACUACGUGGGACGAACGUCAAUCAAGCUUGAUCCUGUGCAUUUCAGUGACUUCCUCCCAAGAGAAUAUUGGUUGGAUCUUGAUACCCAAGGCAGACUGUUACUCCGUGUGAGUAUGGAAGGAGAGCGCGAUGACAUUCAAUUUUACUUUGGCAAAGCCUUCCGAACCUUGAAGCGGACAGAGAGGGAUAUGACACGGAAAAUCACGGAAAAGCUAUCAGCAUAUAUCAGUCAUUGUUUGUCGCGCCGGACGCUCAAAUCCCUUUUAUCACGAGGGCUCAGUAUAUCCAGUGUCUCUAACUUUCUCAACCGGAAUCGUGCUCAGUCGAGUACCGCCACCCCGUCCAGUGCAGAUGUGGAGAAUGCGUUGACGCCCUUAUUUGACUACUUUAACGAUAAUUUCGCUAUCAUGAACAAGACUCUUACUUCAGAAGCUAUGAAGAUGGUGAUGGCACGACUGUGGAAAGAAGUCCUCGCUACCAUUGAGAGUUUGCUAGUACCCCCUUUGUCAGAUAAGCCCUCUCACCAGAAACCUCUAACAAUGCAAGAGGUUGAUAUUGUCGCACGCUGGCUCGUGCUUCUACUGAAUUUCUUCCACGCGGUGGAUGAGGAGACUGGGGAAGCCCACGGCGUGUCAAUGGAUAUCCUCAAGUCGCCCAAAUACCAUGAGAUUCAGACGCUGAACUUCUUCUAUUUUGAACCCACCGAGAGCCUGAUACGCACCUCAGAACGGAUGGCCUCUGCGACAAUUUCGCGCCAGCAGGCCAACAAAAACCGUGUUUCGGCGCCUCCUCAUCUAGGCGCUUCCGGGCCUGGCAGUAUGCUGGGCCUCCCGGCUGCUCGUCGUGCCAAGAGUAUCAUGCUCUCGCGCAAUCUCGGGACAAUGCGAAAGUUGAAAGAGGAAAAAUGGCGCGAAGCUCAAGCGGAGCCAAACGACGAUAUGAUCCUGCGUAUCCUGCGCAUGCGUCCUGAAGCUGCAGGCUAUCUACGCGAUCGAAGUCGCCAGAAGGAGCGACUAGCAGCAGCCGCGGCGGCAGACGCCAUCGUAAAGCAAAGCCUGAUGGCCGGGGUCGGGGCCAAGAUGACGGGCAUGCUUGGACGUCGAUGAGUGUUUGCAAGCGGCCACUGGGUGAAUUGCGCGCAUUCGAUUCGAUGGUUCUUUUGUUUUUUUAUCUUUCUUUUUGUGCUCUGGGAUAUAACCCAUUCUGUCCGUUGUUGCCAACUUUGCGUAUAUUGACAUGAUUCCCACCACUAGUUUGAUCUUAAAUGCGCCUUAUUUAUUUGGUAUGAAUUGCAUUUCGCGGAGCCGUGGACCCAAGGUUC